CCGCUUUAAUUCCGCUUCCGGCCAGACGGAGGAGUCUCUUUGCUGAGGUCACAUUGAGCUGCGAGCGGCUUCAGGGGCGCCUUUAGGAAUCAGCAACAUGGCAGAAGACAUCAAGACAAAAAUCAAGAACUACCGGACUGCUCCUUUUGACAGCCGCUUCCCCAACCAGAACCAGACCAGGAACUGUUGGCAGAACUACCUGGACUUCCACCGCUGUGAGAAGGCAAUGACUGCGAAAGGGGGUGAUGUCUCUGUGUGUGAAUGGUACCGGCGUGUGUACAAGUCCCUGUGCCCUUUAUCCUGGGUUUCGGCUUGGGAUGACCGCAGGGCAGAAGGCACGUUUCCUGGGAAGAUCUGAACUGGGCAUCCUCCAUCCUUCUCCCAGGGAGGUGAAGGGGGGCUUGGGAACACCCCACCCUAGAAUCCUGAAUCAUGGCUUAACUAAUAAUAAAUACUUGUUGGAAAAAUGUAA
Molecule: messenger RNA, 472 nt
Organism: Eptesicus fuscus (big brown bat)
Lineage: Eukaryota; Metazoa; Chordata; Mammalia; Chiroptera; Vespertilionidae
Product: cytochrome c oxidase subunit 6B1
Exons: 4
Coding region: 98-358 (86 amino acids)
Cellular component (GO): mitochondrion; respiratory chain complex IV
Source: RefSeq, a predicted model, not a curated record